Acipenser ruthenus (sterlet) is the source of this 1512-nucleotide messenger RNA. It is a transcript of the gene cenpw, whose product is annotated as centromere protein W. Gene Ontology annotation, molecular function: DNA binding; protein heterodimerization activity. The transcript has 3 exons. Gene Ontology annotation, biological process: chromosome segregation; kinetochore assembly; mitotic cell cycle. NCBI's taxonomy places the organism in Eukaryota, Metazoa, Chordata, Actinopteri, Acipenseriformes, Acipenseridae. The record is from RefSeq and is a predicted model, not a curated record. The coding region runs from base 185 to 415 and encodes 76 amino acids. Gene Ontology annotation, cellular component: kinetochore; nucleoplasm.
UAUCUGUGCGCCCACUGAUGCUGACGUAAUGACAAACGUCGACAGGAAGGCGGCAGUUUGAAUUUUGUUUACUGGGAGUUUAGGCGUGGAAAGGGAAAGAGACGCAAUUUAUUACAGAGAGUUUUAUAUUAUUGUCAAAUCAGAUUUUUCUCUCUGUGACGGUAAUCUUAAUAUUUUAUAAAAUAUGAAUAAUAAGGUGCCUAGAGCUAACUUGAAAUCAAUACUGAAGAAAAAGAAACCCCAUCUGCGGCUCGCCACAAACACCGAUGUAUUGGUGCAUUUAAGCCUCCUGCUGUUCCUGCAUCGAUUGGCAGAAGAAUCCAGAGCGAAAGCUUUUGAAAACAGGAGCUCAACCAUUAAACCAGAUCACGUGUUGAAAGUAGCAAAGGGUGUUCUGAGGAGAGCCAGAGGAUGAGGAAAACCUUCCUGGGAGGGUUUGGAGGUUCAAAUAAACUCACACUGUGCCAUUGUCUAUUCGAAGACUAUCUGCUACAGCAUUUAAAACUCUUAAAAUGUUCUUCUCGUUUUAUUGUUUUUUUCUGCUCUAAUAGAUUGAUUGACAGUGGUGCACAGCCACUUUGCUUACUGUACUUGUGUCUGUAUUGUCAGCAAUGAGGCUACAGGAUUUUGUCUGGCUAUCUGAUAUGUUCUGCAGUGUUCAGAGUUCAUUUAAAACUGUUCCUAAUUCUCCUUUGACUUAUAUUCUGUAAAACAAGUCUCUGUUUAUAACUACCCAUUUUACUUGUUUCACAUUAGGUUAACUAGUAUAUUCCUGCUGUUAAUGUGCAUUGUAAAAUGUAAUGCAUUGCUACUUCCUUGCUCUCACCAACUUUAAGGAGGCUUUGAAUUAUUUAAUAAACUAUUUUAUCAUAUUGAAUUAGGAUAUUAAUAUUUACAAUCUGAUUAGCUUUUCCAAUUGUUGAAUUUAUUUGCCAAAUACCUUGGAUAUUUACCCAGAAGAAAACAAAUGAUUAAUAUUUUGGAUUGUUUUGUAUGUUUUCAAUUUUGUUAUCUAACCUAGUUGCAUAAUAUUUAACAUUGUGCUGAACAUAAAAAUAAGUUCCUUUUUUUUUUAAAUAGAAAAAAGUAUUCUGUUCAUGGUGACCUCAACACUACAUCUCUGGAGAACCAUACAACUUCAGUAGUAAGAAUUUGUCAACAGCAUUUUAAAUAGUUUAUUCUGUUAAGUUUCCUUUUUAUAUAUCAAAACAAUUGUCUGGAUUAACCUUAAAAUGAGAUAAAUAACAUUUAACAAGCAACUUGCAACUAAACUACUGUUUGAUAUGCUGCAUGAUUAAAUCAAUACAACAGUUCUGUUUUUAAACAGCAGGUGGCAAUAAUUCUGAGGCUGUCAAACUAAAUUGUAUAAUGCCAGUAUUGCAUAUCCUAGUACUGUAUACUCUCAGUUGUCCUAUUUAGGAAACCAUUGUUUUGUAAUACUUAGUUUUGCUUUAUGUAAAACAUCCUUGUAUGAGAAAAGCUGUACUGAAAGUUAAAAUCUUAUUGAAGUUU